GUUUAGUGAAAAGGCAAACAUCAGACUGUUCGGACGCUUUUUGGAGUCAGGAAAACGGCAGUAAAUAUAAGAUACAACUUUCCAAAGGAAUAUCUGUUAUCAUCAAUUGACACACAAUGGGCGCCGUGCAGCCAGGAGCAGUUGUGACCAUUGAAAACACCUGGGUGCACUCGUCUCCACACAGCCCCCUGCCCCCUUACGCGGUGAUCGGUGGCCAUGACUCGGACCGCUCGCCCAUCUAUGUGGGUCGAUCCUUUCACGAGGGCGAGAAUCUGCCCGCCAAGGUGAUACCGAGCAAGGGAUGCGCCUAUGUGGCCUACGGUGGUGCGGAGCACAAGAAGACGCACUACGAGGUGCUGGUGGGCCAGGGAUUCGCCUGGGUGCCCAGUGCCAGUGGUGGAGUGCCACCGAAUGCGGUGCGCAGUGGAACCACGCGUACGGGUGAGCCGCUCUACGUGGGACGCGGACAUCAUGCCGGCAGCUUGACUGUGGGCAAGGUUCAUCCCUCGCACGGCUGCCUGUACAUUCCAUUCGGCGACCAGGAGGUGCGCAUCAACACCUACGAGGUGCUCAUCAAGCAGCAGCACGACGUCUGGGUGCCGGCCUCGCCCAGUUACACUCCGCCGGGUGCAGUGAUCGCCGGACACGACUCCGACCGUACCCCGAUCUACGCCGGCAGGGCGAUGCACGAGGGCGAAAUGCUGCCCGCCAAGGUGGUGCCGAGCAAGGGCAGCGCCUACGUCUGCUUCGGCGGAUACGAGUUCCAGAAGCCCAGCUACGAGGUGCUCACUGGCUACGGCUAUGUGUGGACCAGCUGCGGCCCCCACAUUCCACCUAACGCCGUGACCACGGGUCGUGCGCGCAAUGGAGAGCUCCUGUACUUUGGACGGGGACACUACCAGGGCAGCUUGACUCCGGGUCUGAUCUCGGCCAGCCAGCGGUGCCUCUAUAUCCCCUACGGAGGUCGGGAGAUUCGCGUCAACUCCUACGAGGUUCUCUGCAGGCAAUAAGCUAAAGGAACGGAACCCUACACAUAUACCACUUGCAUUUAUCCCAGAUCACAAUGUGCUCGAUCACAAUAAACCCAAGGAUCUGUUUGCAUUUUGGGUUCCAGCUAUUUAAUACCUAUCCCUUGAAAUUUAUCAUACUGAUUUAUGGCAUCAGACUAAACCAACGAAUGGAUUGUUAGAUUAGACUGAUACUAGACAAUUUAUGAGCUAAGAUAGUGGCUUAUAUUUGUUGUAACCUACUUUUUAAAUCCACUUACAUGUUUUUUCAAAGACUUUCUACCAAUAAAAAUUAAAAUAGAAUUUUA
This is a messenger RNA of Drosophila erecta, 1315 nucleotides long. RefSeq lists its product as uncharacterized. Lineage: Eukaryota; Metazoa; Arthropoda; Insecta; Diptera; Drosophilidae. The record is from RefSeq and is a predicted model, not a curated record. Bases 117 to 1010 code for a protein of 297 amino acids. The transcript is spliced from 3 exons.